This is a messenger RNA of Cottoperca gobio, 6347 nucleotides long. It is a transcript of the gene rimkla, whose product is annotated as ribosomal modification protein rimK-like family member A. Gene Ontology annotation, cellular component: cytoplasm. NCBI's taxonomy places the organism in Eukaryota, Metazoa, Chordata, Actinopteri, Perciformes, Bovichtidae. Gene Ontology annotation, biological process: protein modification process. Gene Ontology annotation, molecular function: N-acetyl-L-aspartate-L-glutamate ligase activity; ATP binding; metal ion binding. The record is from RefSeq and is a predicted model, not a curated record. Bases 1141 to 2346 code for a protein of 401 amino acids. The transcript is spliced from 5 exons.
AUUAUCACAUGGGAGUGUUUUCCUUCUCCUCUGCCGACACAGUUGUCCCUGGGUGGCAGUGCUAAACCGUAGCCACUGUGAAAAUACAAGUUAUUGAUAGAACAAACGGCUCUCAGUCUGUAGACAUCGACGCAGAACGGAAGAAAAGAAAAGAAGAAUGGAUAGUGUCUUUCGUUUGUUAUGACCUUGUUUCAUUUCCUGCCACUUCGGCAUGGAGACAGCGCUGUCGGUAUUCGCCAAACCUCCUCGCACCGUCUGGUCUGAACCGGUUCGGAUGUGCGCGGUCUCGUGCGCACUGCAGACUCCACGCACGCACUGAUUCGCGCAGCACUCCGCGCCCUCUUCUGGCUCCGUGUAGAUCGCCCUCAUUGGUUAGGAUGGUCGCGGCCCGCCCACUUCUUCCGCGUGCUGUUUGGACAAUGAGUAAGUUUCCGAGUUGCGAUUGGUUAAUGCCCCUCGAAAACUUUUAUUUUGGGGCAGGCCCCGUUUAUUGUGCACGGGCACGCGGAGAACUGGAGUUGUAAACGAAGCUCGUGCACUUUUCAGCACCAAAAACUCGUGGACAGCAGCCAAACGGAGGAGAAGAGGGUAACGCUAGUCGCUGUGGGUUAGCUUAUUGUAAUAAACCGACGAUUUAGCGGUUUGCAACGCCAUACAGCCGCUGCGAUCGCGGGAAAACUUCAUUGGUAGUUUUGAGUCGGCAAGGGACGACAUAAAGCGGCACAGCUUGCGCUUUGUUCGCCCUGGCGGACAAAUCGUGCCGAGAGCUGGAUAACGCUUGAAAGAGACAAGUUUCUGCGGGUAAACAUACCGUUAUUUUCGGCUCGCUUGUGUCGAAUUUGCGCGGUCUGGUUUCAACUAUCUGCACCUCGGGAAGACUAAAUGGCUGCAGAUGAAGGGAAACAAAGGUGAUAAAGAAGAUUAUCCAUCGGUCCAGACAACGGUUGAGCCGUGGUCCUGUGUUUAGCCACAUAGCAACCUGCUCGUGCUGCUAGCCACCGAGCUCUCCAUUGUGUGAGCAUCUGUGUGCCAUUGCACUGCCGCCAGACUCCCGAAUCACUCGCUGCCACCACACACCUGCUACAACGGUGUGUUUUCAGACGGAUUUGGUUUUUUACUUUUUGAAUCCACGCAUCUGAUAUGUGUUCUCGGGUUUGGUUCGUGACCGACCGGCGUAUCUGCCAGGAGUACCCCCAGGUUCAGAUCCUCCGGGCGCUGAAGGAGCACUGCGCCGACGAGGAUGUUGAAUUCCGCUCGCUCCUCAUGGAUCAAAUCGUGCUAACGAUCAGCGAGGGGCAAUUAGGUCUGCGAGUGGAGCAAGAAUUGGUGACAUCUUAUCCACAGGUGGUGGUGGUACGGGUGCCCACGCCGUGGGUGCAGUCAGAUAGUGACAUCACUGUGCUGCGCCACCUGGAGAAGAUGGGCUGUAGGCUGAUCAACCGUCCCCAGGCUAUACUCAACUGUGUCAACAAGUUCUGGACCUUUCAGGAGCUGGCGGGCCAUGGAGUGCCUCUUCCCGACACCUUUUCUUACGGAGGGCAUGACAACUUCCGUAAGAUGAUUGACGAGGCAGAGCCACUGGGCUACCCUGUGGUGGUGAAGAAUGCACGUGGCCACAGAGGCAAGGCUGUGUUCCUGGCACGGGACAAACACCACCUGACAGACCUGUGCCACUUGAUCCGCCACGAUACCCCCUACUUGUUUCAGCAGUAUGUCAAGGAGUCGCAUGGCCGCGACGUCCGGGUGGUCCUGGUCGGCGGCCGUGUCAUCGGCUCGAUGCUACGCUGCUCCACUGAUGGUCGCAUGCAGAGUAACUGCUCCCUGGGUGGUGUCGGUAUGAUGUGCCCGCUGAGCGAGCAGGGAAAGCAGCUGGCCAUAGAAGUGUCCAACAUCCUCGGCAUGGAUGUUUGUGGCAUUGACCUGCUGCAGCUCAAUGACGGCUCGUUUGUGGUCUGCGAGGCAAAUGCCAAUGUGGGCUUCAUCGCCUUCGACCAGGCCUGUGGCAUGGAUGUGGCGGGCAUUGUCGCCGACUACGCCCUGUCGAUGCUCCCCAGCCGCCUCACCCGUAAGAUGUCCUUGUUGUCCGUCGUUUCGAGCACCAGCGAGACCAGCAGUGAGCCUGAGGUGUGCCCUGUGCCCACUGGCGGUGGCUCGCUUCCCGAGGCCGUGUGCAACAUGAGCGUGGGUUCUACUUCCAGCGAGAGUGACCCUGAGCUUGCCGAGCCCUCCCAGUCCUCGCCCCGCCAGUCCACAGCCCCCACCCUGCCCGAUCUCCCCGACCUCCCUGACGCAGCCUACAACUUCAACACCCUUCUCGCCAAUGAGAUCAAAUUAUUGACUGAGUAAGAUUCAAGCAGCUUCAUGCACACACAAACAUCACAAAUGCAUAUUAAUACACACACACACACACACACACACAGACACACACACACACACACACACACACACACACACUAUACGCAUGGCAACAGACAUUCCUUUUAUAAACGCAUAUCAAUCCAAAAACUAUUAAAACAGGAUGUUAAAUGCAAAACGAGCAGAAAAACACAACACACAUACAAAAACAGCCACAGAAAUACAAACACCAAAACAUGAGCCUUCUCUUACUAACUCCCUUAAAAAUAACAAAGAUCUGAGGCUGCUCCCCUGACUCUCCUCGCUUUCCAAACUGCAAACCCCCACUAUUCAAACUUAGCUUACACUGCAGCAUGGUGGCGAGAGUGGGAUAUAGUACAGAAGAGAACUGCCAAUUGGCGUCUCAUAGUUUCUAUUUUGCAAAAUACUGAGGGUGAUGUUUUUUAGGGUGGGUGUGGGAUUCCAAUAAAGGCAUACACCUGUCAUAUUUGUUUCCUUACUAUACCAUAAUAUUUAAAGGAGAAUCUACAGCAUGUUGUCAUAAAAGAGGGGGUUUCCUGCUGAAACUGUAGUACGGUUUGGUGAAUUGGAGGCGAAAUGAAGUGUUUUUUCAAGUGAUUAGCUCCUUGGGAGAGGAAUACAUCCUCAUGCUGGGCACAUUAUACUGACAGUUCCAAUGUAGCAAUGUAGUGCUUCUGUCAAGGACACAGAACAGGAUCUGCAGCAACUGGAGAUGGAGGAAUUUCAUGUCAAAUUUACUGCUAUUCAUAAUGAAAGAUGAAUUCACUACACAUGUCAUAUGUUGUAAAUCCUUCUACAACAGAAUGUAUACGCAAUGUUUUAACUCUUCUAUAAGUAAUAUCCAUUAAAUCCCAAUUUUUAAUGACUAAUAUUAAAAUGUAGCCCGAGCUGCUACAUUGACAGUGAAUAAGAAAAUAAUAAUUUACCUUUUUUAUGCGUAAAUAAGAAUUUUAUCAGCCCAUAGCACCAGAAGAUCAUCCUGAGUGCUGACCCGGUGUCCAUAAAUGAAUUCUCUGUUCACUGUGAAUGAAGCAGGAUGUAAAUGUAAGCAAAACUGCGCUAACCGGUGUGAGUUAGUAGAAAUAACAAAUAGCAUUUCUGUUUUAAGAGUCAAAUCCUGGAAUAUAAAAUUGAAUUGAGUGGCAUGACUCGAUUUUUUUAAAUUUUACAUUCUGAGGUAGCUCGUUUGUUUAGCCUUACCACCAGCAGCAGUUUGCUGCUUUUUAAAAUCAAUUCAAUGUCUAGCACUUUACCAUAAACAGAUGUAUUUUUUUUCUCGCUCAGAUGACAUAUUUAGGAAACACGAGACAGAGUGUGAAAGCUGCGUCUACACCUGCGAACAAAAUAUACCUCAAAACAGUGACUUCUCACUGCCAUAGGAUGACAUAGAUUUUCAAACAUACACUACAUAUCAGCCAGGAUCCUUGUGGUUUUCAAAUGGCCCCUGAUAUACCAGGUGUUCCUUCCCUUUAUGUCUAAGAGCUAAAAAGGUAGUUGUGUAUUUUUUUAUUUGAUUUUUUAGCUUCUUUUGUAAAUAUUUAGGUAGGAAAUUAGCUUAUGUGCAUACUAGUAUACAGCUGGUGAAACUGGAACAGCUGAGAUAACUGCCAACAUUGAAAUUUUCAUAAGUUAAUGUGGACAAACACGUUUGUACAGACCUGCAAUAUUGAAAGGUUGAAACUGAAAUCUGGUGCUAACAUUUAUGGAUUUGGUUAGAUGUGUCAUAUGAUUUGUAGAAUUUAUUUUUACGUUUUCACCUUGUUUUUUGUUUUUUUAUAACAAUGACGUAUCCUGACCCUCAAAAUAUGUUGGCAUGAUGUACAAAUAAAAAAUGGUAAUUAUAUUUUUGCAGUCUCUUUGAAUAGAAUGCUACUUUUUCUUUUCUUAGAAAAGAAAGGGAAAAACAAAAUCCAGGGAUUUCAGUGGCCAAGAGCUUAUUGCUUACGGUGUUUCUUCCUGUUGAUUAACCUCCUGUUUGCCUUCUGAAAUAAGAAAGAGAGGUAGGGUAUGCUGGGGUAAAUGCCAUUCAUUAGGAAUAAUUUACAGCUCUGAUCAAAAGCACAAAUGUAAACCCUAAGUUGUUCUACGUAGUGACGUCGAUGUUUUUAGACUCAUAACUCUUUCUGUUGAACACAACUCAGGGAAGCAGCCUGGAUCUCACCCUUGACCCCCAAAGGCACGACAUAUCCAUCCGAGCUAGAGACAUGUCAAAAACAUUACACAUAUCUACAGGCAGACAAAAAGAUACACAAACAACAAAGAAAAAAAGGUUGUAAACUACAGUAUAAGACAAUGUGGUGUAUACCAAGGUUAACAUGCACCUUUUUUCCUUGCUUGUUUUAUAUUGUUCCUUGUUUUCUUCCUAAUUUAUGGUCUUUUUAAAGAAAAAAGUGGUUUGUGUGCACUAAUGUCUCAAUAAAGUGAAACCGCUGUGAAGCUUAAUUUUAUUUUUCCUCUUUUGUGGGCCGAAUUUACUAACUGCCUGGAAUCUAACAGGGGCCUGCUUGAGGGUGCCAAAUCUAAACCCGCCAGACAACAGGAAAAGUGGCUUUUGUUUUAAGUCUGCCGUCAAGUUAUCACAGUGGCUCCACUGAGAGGAUAACAACAUUUAACAUUACUGUGAUGAUGUUGUCCGAUAUCCAUAUAAUGAAAGUAUCUGACAAACAAACUGUGAAAUCCGCUGAUGUCCACUCUCCUGACAUGCAAGGGCCGGUGGCCUUGAUCAUCAACAAGUCCCACCCCAACAAAAAAGCUUAUAUGAGUGAACUAUCUCCAGUUGUUGUUUGUCCCCUAUUUUUUCAAGUCUUCGUCUUUUUAUUCAAGCCUGUGUCAUUCUACAUUGUGUCAGUGUAAAUCAAAGAUCACACAUCCUUUCAAGACAUUAACAAGCCAGCCAUAGAAAGAGUGAAAUGUUCAUAUCUCUCUUACAGCCCUGUUAUUUAAAUCUGUAGUUUACACACCAUCCAUAUGCACACAGAGCACAUUUAGCCAUUUCAGGUUCAUUUUAUUGUGCCCCAACAAUUUUCACAAUGCCUUUUCAUUGCCUGGCUUCCUCUGGGAGCAAUGAUUUGAGGAUCAUAGUCGAGUCAAGAUCCCAGUUCAGGUGGGUUUCUUCUGCUUGGUAUUUGUAGAUCAGUGGCCGUGAUACAAGGCAUGGAGCCUACUGAACGAAACGGGCACGGCAUGCUAGUAGUGACACAGGGAAGGAAGAAAAACGUGUGUAAAUCAUGAAAUGAUGGAAAGUGUAUUGCCCUGUGGUGCUUGGCCAGCCUGGAACAAACAUGUAAGGACCUUUUGGACUAGUCACUGUGUACAACAACACAACAGAGCACAAGGUUACUAUUUAAUUACAAACUGCUGCUAAUGUAUAUUUAGCUCGAAAAUUAAAAAGGGAAUAUGCGGAAAAUCCAUGUGUUUCCAUGUUUUGCUGCCUCUCGACACAUGAAAAUGAAUCUGAAUGCCAAAAAACAAACAUUUUGUUGUAUAAUUCAGUACUAGUGACACUAGUAGUGAGAUGAUUUUAAAAGUGAUUCUUUGUUUUGAUAUAAUGAAUUAAUGUUUCAGAAUUGUAUAUAAUAUGUAGGAUUUCACAGCAAUCGGGUUCAUUUUAUGUCAAUGUGUUUUAAAAGGAACCUGAGGUUUACUUAAAGGUUUACAACAUACUUUGAUUUGCAGAAUGAAAAUGCAAUGUUUAUGCUCUGUAGAUGAUAUAUAGACAUUAGAUGUCUUUAAUUAUAUCUGCAUAGCAUAUGGUGAAUUGAUGAUGAGGUUCUGGACUGCUAGGUACGAGGUAAGCAAAAACAUUGCAUGAAAAAUGGUUUAAGCAAAUGCCCUCACCAUUAUUCUGUUCUGUAUCAUUCUGACAGUGUUACAAAAUGAAUCCAAAAAUCAUGUAAUUCACAAAUGUGCAAAAUGAUGUAAAUAUAUAUCCCUCUUUUUUUUAGAUUCAAAUAAAGAUGAGUCAUUCAAAA